GUGUGUUGUUCGGAAUUCGGAAUUCGGAAAAAGGUGAAAGGGAUUUACGGGAGGAGAGGACUGUGAGGAGAUAGGUCGACAGACAGAGGUGAAUUUUGAGGAAAGAGAAAGAGAGCGAGAGAGUGCGUGGGUGUCUUGCGUUGUGUUCUGUGUGUCUCUCUCUUUCCGUCUCCCUCCCUGUCUAUCUGUCUCGUUCCUCUUCUUUUUUUUUUUUUUUUUUUUGUCUUUCCGCGGCUCCCUGCAAAUUUCAAUUCCAGCUUCCCCGAGUUUCCACCGCAGAUCUUCCCUCUCUUUCUCUUCCCUAUCUCUCAUCCUCCUCGUCGCCGGCGAUGGGUAUUUGGGAAGCUUUGCUCAAUUGGCUCCGCAGUCUCUUUUUCAAGCAGGAGAUGGAGCUGUCCCUGAUAGGGCUUCAGAAUGCCGGAAAGACUUCUCUUGUUAAUGUCGUGGCUACCGGUGGAUAUAGUGAAGACAUGAUCCCAACGGUGGGAUUCAACAUGAGGAAAGUAACAAAAGGAAAUGUCACCAUUAAGUUGUGGGAUCUUGGUGGUCAACCUAGGUUCCGCAGUAUGUGGGAGCGAUAUUGCCGUGCGGUCUCAGCUAUUGUGUAUGUGGUUGAUGCUGCUGAUCAUGAUAACUUGAGCAUCUCAAGGAGUGAGCUGCAUGACUUGCUGAGCAAACCAUCCCUCAGUGGCAUCCCAUUAUUGGUCCUUGGAAACAAGAUAGACAAGUCAGGAGCUCUGUCUAAGCAGGCUUUAACUGAUGAGAUGGGGCUGAAGUCGAUAACGGACAGGGAAGUUUGCUGCUUCAUGAUCUCGUGCAAGAACUCGACAAACAUAGAUUCUGUGAUUGAUUGGCUUGUAAAGCAUUCCAAGUCGAAGAAUUAAUAAAACGGCUAUUGCCUGUCAGAUUGUUCAUCCAGGCUUUUGUGGCGUCUGUGAGGUAAUUGAAGUUGCAAGGUUACAGGGAUGUAUCGUUCGCUUGGCGGCAACCUAAGUUUACCUCUUCUGAUUGUUUUAAGUAGGUUCUUCUUCUUCUUUGGCCUUCAUUAUGGGUUGUUUGACUGAGAUGGUUAUGGGUGUAUAUUAGAUUAUGGACAUAUUCUUGUCUGAUUUGUAAGGAUGCCUGUGGUUUCUUCUGUGUAUUGUCAUUUCAUAAAUCUUCCAACUAUUUGACAAGAAUGUUGUGUUCUCAGUUCAUAACUAGCAGGCGGCGACCUAUGAUUCCCAGUUAUAAAUACCUUUUUAAAAGUGUUGAGCUUUGGCAUCUCGCUUUACUAGAAUUUGAUUUAUUAAU
Linum tenue is the source of this 1293-nucleotide messenger RNA. NCBI's taxonomy places the organism in Eukaryota, Viridiplantae, Streptophyta, Magnoliopsida, Malpighiales, Linaceae. The record is from the annotation of a GenBank genome assembly.